GUAUUACAUAGAAGGAGUGAUAAAAUGUUAAUUCAUAGCAGGCUAGUAUAUAGAAAAUGUUAUACAGCUGUAUAACCCCACCAAAUUCAUAUACAAACUGCUUGUAUGUUUUCUACAUAAACUAUGUCGAAUAUAUAAUCUAGUAAUUUAAAAUUUGUCAUUGAUAAAUAAUUGACAUAUCACAUUUUUAUACACUAGCCUGCUAUUAAUAAAAAAAAAUAGCAACUGAUGGUGCAUCGUCCUCUUUUUUCUAAUUAUAUUUGCAUAAGAAGAAAGGAGGCAACCAUGUGAUUUACAGUUUUUAUUUUAUCAUUCCUUCUAUGUAAUGCCUUGUUAUUAGGUUUUAUAUAAAUCUGUAGCUUUUUGCUUUUAAAUGUCCGAUAUUAGCAACACUAAUAGUGUCUGUAAUCUGUGGUUGAAAGUCAUAUUCUACAUAAAUAUUUCUUGGUCAGAAAUUCUGAUUAACCUCUUAUUUACUUAGCCGGGGACCAGCUGUAACUUGUUUCUUUUCCUUUUCUUGUAUUUACCAAUACAAUUUUGUCUUCUGUAAUUCAAUUGUCAUUUUUUUUUUCUUAUUUAUAUUUCAAGUUCGAUAAUCUUUUGUUCCCCAUAUUCAUGUAUUCAGACUAAAAGGAAAAAUAUUGGUUUCAUUAAAAAUAAAAAUUAGACAUCAAAUUUAAUCAUUACAUUAUAUUAAACUGUUAAUUUUGCCAACAUUGUAGAAUUUUUAAUUUAAACUAUUACAAGUGUUCUCAUUAGUGCUAUAAAAACAUUAAUGCCUGUAAAAGCUAACUAUAACGAUGGCUGACAUAAAAACACUUUUAAAGGAAGCAAAAAAACUGAUUGUUGAAAAUAAGUUUAAAGAAGCUCAAGAAUGCUGUAAAAAUAUUCUACGAAAGGAUAAGCAGAAUUAUAUGGGGUUAGUGCUUCUUGGGAAAUCUCUUCAAGAUUCUGAUCAAGCUCCUUUGGCAUACCAAAAAGCUAUAUCAAAUAAACCUGACCAACCAUUGGCAUGGCAGGGCUUAGCCAAUUACUAUGAAAAAAAUGAUGAUAAACUGAAGUUAUUCUCUGUUUAUGAUGAAAUUCUUAAAUUACAAUUAGAAGAAGACAAAACAUUAGAAGUUAUAGCAAAGCUAGGUCAACUUGGGUGUACUUUGAAAAAUAGUGAGUCAGUUAGAACAUUUGCAAAUUAUUUGAAUACAAACUGUAAUGAAAGACUACGUCUAGCAGCAGAAAAUCAAUUUAUAAAUAUUUUAAAAGCUGAUGUUCCUUGUAAAGAAGAGAAUAUAUCCAUUAUAUUAAAAGUUCUUGAUGAAAUAUAUAAAAAAGACCCAAAUGACGAAUUAGAAAUUCUGUGUGGAAAAGUUAUAAUACAACAAAGUGACUAUAUUUCGGCUUUUAAGGAAGUAAUCAAUUUGAAAUAUUUUUCUUCAAAUGUUGUUUUGCGAGAAUUACUAUGUAAACACUUAUGUCGGAUCUUUGUUGAGAAUAAAUCAUUCUUUGGAUUUGAUAUUGAUCAAUAUAUAGAUAGAAUCACAGAAGGGGUAGAAAACUCUAAUUACCCUGGCCUUUUAAGAAGUAUGAUAAAUUUUGAUAAAGGAUAUUAUUUAGAUGCAUAUAAACAAUGCAUACCAUUAAUAAAUUAUAAUCAAGCUGAUGUUACAGAAGCUACUUUUAUUAUAAAUUGUACAAUUAUGCUUAAAAAAUGGUCCACAACACAAAAACUGGUUACAAAUUUUUUGACAAAGGUGAAAGAUCAAAAUUUCAGUGUGUUUCUUAAAAAAAAGUUGUUUUUGUCAUUAGCAAAACAAAAAAAAUGGAGUCAUGCAAUUUUCACAGCUCAACAGAUUUCUUUAGAUUCUUUGGAUACAGAUGAGAAAGCCAUUCUUGCGGAAUGCUAUAUUGAGUCUGAUGAAUCACCUGACCAAAUUAUUAAUUUACUACAAUCAACUGAUUAUUUUUCACGACUUAAAGCUCAAGUAUUUUUAAGACAAGGAAAAUAUGCAGAUGCAAUAAUAUUAUUAGAAGAAAACCCUAAUAAUUACUUGAAUUUGUUUUAUUUGGGGAAAACAUAUUGGGACUUAAAACAAUAUGAAAAAUGUCUAAUGAAUCUUCUAAAAUCUGCUAAGCUUAAUUCUGAACAUGGAGAAACAUUUUUAUAUCUAGGUCAUGUAUACAAUUACAGAAAUGAUUUGCUGAAGGCUAAAAAAUGUUAUGAAAAAGCUCAUAGCUUAGUUAAUACAGAUAGUGAAUGUAUAAAACAUUUGAGUGAAACCUAUAUUAAACUGAAUAUGAAAGAAGAAAAUUUUAAAUUACUUACAACAGCAGAACACAAUAUAAAAAUAAAUGAAUCCUGGUUGAAUUUCAGGUUAGGAUUGCAUUACUUAAAUAUUAGAGAAUGGGAAAAUGCAAUUGUGAGUUUUAGAAAUGUUAUUAAAAGUAAUAAGAAUGAUAUAAUUGCAUUUGAAUGUCUAGCCGAUGCAUAUUAUUCUAGGGGUUCUUUCACAUCUGCAUUAAGAGCAUACAAUAAAGUAAAAACACUUGAUCCUAGUAAAACAGCUCAUUGCCUUACAAGGAUUGGAUAUAUCUAUACAUUACUGACACAAUAUGAAGAUGCAAUAGAUACUUUCAAAAAAGUAUUAGAAAUUAAUCCCUAUUCUCUUUUGUCCUUGAAAGGAAUUGCAGAAACAUGGAUUAAAAUUGCAAAGAAAAAAGCCACAGCUAAAUUAUAUGGAAGUGCUAGAGAUUGUGCUCAGCAUGCAAUAGAAUAUGUUAUUAGGGCUAUAAAACAAAAUCAAUUUUUAUGCCUUUGGAAGCUCUUAGCAGAUACCUUAAUGUUUAUAACAAAAUUGCCAAGUAAAUAUACCUAUGCCUACCUAAAAAACACUGAAACCAAUGCAGAUUCAGAAAAAAUUGAAAAAAAUGAUAUACUAUUAAAAGCAAUUGCAUGUUAUUCUCAUAUAACAAAACAAAAGCAACAAUCAGCUUCAUAUGAUUUAGCAUCAGCAUAUCUCGCUUAUUACCAUGAAACUAAUAAACAAGCUGAUUGUAAAAUAUCUUUUCAAUUGACAUUAAUAUGCAUUAAAGAAAAUCCUACUAUCUGGCGCAAUUGGAACUUGCUUGGUAAAAUAUGUCUGUUUAUAAAAAAAUAUGAUAUAGCUCAACAUUGUUUCAUCAAAGCACUGUCAGUAACCCGUAAAUGGUCUGUAGCAAAGAUAUGGUCCAAUUUAGGGACUUUAUAUUUAAAAUUAAAACUUCAUAAGUUAGCUAAUUAUUGUUUCUGGCGUGGGCAAUCAACAUUACCAUCCCAUGCCCAAAGUUGGAUAGGGCAAGGAUUAAUAGCAGAAGCUAUACGCGAAGAAGAGGCAAUGGAUCUCUUCAGACACGCAUCACGAUUGGGUUACCACCCUGAGAGUGCCCUUGGUUAUGCUGAUUGGGUUUGCCGAACUUUAAAGAAAAAUAAAUAUAAGGAAAGCCCAGAGUCUAGAUAUGAAAUUGAUGGACUUCAUGCCAUUCCUUAUGCUAUUGAUUUAGUUGAAUGGUUUUCUAGCUUUGAACCAAAUGAUGCAUGUGCAUGUACAAUUCUUGGAAUACUCCAAGAAAGGAAUGGACUUCUUAGAGCUGCAUAUAAUUCUUAUCAAAAAGCUCUAAAUUAUGCAGAAGAAGGCAAAAAAAACAUAACUCUUCUAAAUCUUGGUAGAAUUUUACUCAGAUUGGGAAAAUAUGAUGAAGCUAUUAAAACAUACAAAGCUAUAACAGAAGCCAGCUUAGAUUCUACUUGUGGUCUGGCUCUUGCACUUUUUAAAAAGGCUUCUUAUGAAGAAUCCUAUUCUGUUUAUGAUACUGCCUUGCAUUGGUUGAGCAAUGAAGAUGAUGAAAAGGCUGAUUUGCUUGUGGCUAUGGCCAGUAUUAUGUAUAUGUUUAAAGGACUAGAUGAUGCCAAAACUAUAGUAUUUCACAGUAUUCAAAUAUCUCAGAAAAAACCAACAGCUAAUAGUUUAUUCGCCAUUUGUUCACUUGGCUUAUUACAUUCUGAUCAAAGCUUGACUAAACUUGCAUUACAUGAAUUACAAAAAUAUGAGAAUCAAAGUGAUUAUGGAUUUGAUAUAGGUUUCUUAAAGUCAUACCUUCUUGUAUGUGAAAAUAACAUAGAUCAGGCAAUAAAAUUAUUAAGUGAUUCGCUUCAUGAUCAUCCGAGUAAUGCACUUUUGUGGUACUUUAUGUCUGAGUAUUGUCUAAGAGCAUCAAAUACAAAGGCAAAAGCAGCUAGUAAUUGUGCUCAAAAGGCUUUAUGUUCUGCCCGCUAUAGUGAACAAUAUUGUGAUCCAGCAAAAAUGAUUGCUAUGGCUAGUAUAGCAGAACACAUAGCAGGCGACCAUACUAAAGCCCUGUUACUAGCUAAAGAAGGACUUCACAUAUAUCCACAACAAUGCGAGAUAUGGGCGGCCUUAUUAUUCGCGCUACUAUCACAUAAAAUGUGGAUUAACCAAAAAGAUUGGAUAUUAGGUGCAGCUAAUCACAUGCGCCGCCAUUUAGAUAUAACAAGACCACUGAGCAGAUGGAUUAGUCUUUUAGAGAAAAAAGUUGGUAAAUAAUGAUUUAUUGAAUUUUACAUGUCACUGACAUACUAGACUAAUUUAUCUAUACAAAUAUAUAAAGCAAGUUUGUUUCUUUGAAUGCACUAAUCUCUGUAACUAUCAAUCGGAUUUGGAAAAAUAUUUUUACAUUUCAUUGCUCAUUUGUGAAAAAGUAUAAUCUAUUCCGCAUCUCAAUACUAUUUUUUUUAUGGAUGAAAAUGGUAUGGUAACCCCUCCUGCGCUAACGGUAUACGCUGGCGGAGCACCAGUGAAGGGUGAUAGAUGAGAAUGAAAACAGGCCAUUUAGCCCAUCAUGAUGAAUUCAUCGGGAAUUAACCAUGAUAGUUUCCAAGGGGAACCGCGAGGAGGUCGACCUGGUUGGGUAUAUUACUAGCAAUGGGAUUCUCAGUCUCCAUUACUAACAAUCCCUAUUACCAGCAAACAUACGGGAUAUAGCUAAUAAUAAAUACAUCUACAUAAAAAUUUCCUUACCUAUUUAAAUUACGGUUAAAUAAGUAUUUUCAUCCAUGAUGUUUUACUUUAACGUUUACGCCGCCGGCUAGACUGUCUCAUUGGACGGCGCGUACCACCGGCGGUACGCAAUAGACUGUCUUAUCUGGCAGCACGUACCACCGGUGGCUCGCACUAGACUGUCUUUUCUGGCGGCUCGUACCACCGGUGGUACGUAUUCGAUCAUGAAGCGUAGCAUCAAUUAGAGCGCCGCCUCGCAGCAAAAACAUUAAAGUCGGCCCCGGCGUGAACGUGUUAAAUAUAAUCUAAUCCUUAUCCAUCAAAAUUAAAACAUAAAUCCAUCAUAUAUGCACUGUAGGAAAUGUAUAUAGGGAAAAAGUGUAAAAGAAAAAUAGUUCAAUAGCAUAAACAAGCUUAUGAGUGAUUUGACAUUUUUAUAAGGAGCUAAGAAUAUUAUACUAAUAUCAGUUUACUUAUCCCAUCUAUAUGUGCUUGUCUUUUAAUGGGAACUUUGUGUUUUUGAUCAGAUAAUGUUUGUAUUUUUAUAUGCUAUUAAUUAUCAUAAGAAUAAAACAAUAUUAUCAAGCA
This is a messenger RNA of Galleria mellonella (greater wax moth), 5636 nucleotides long. RefSeq names its product tetratricopeptide repeat protein 37. The record is from RefSeq and is a predicted model, not a curated record. Lineage: Eukaryota; Metazoa; Arthropoda; Insecta; Lepidoptera; Pyralidae. The transcript is spliced from 2 exons. Gene Ontology annotation, molecular function: protein binding. Bases 801 to 4595 code for a protein of 1264 amino acids. Gene Ontology annotation, cellular component: Ski complex.